CCACUCAACUCGCCCGGUUGCUUUGAAGAAAGAAGAGUAGAAGAUAAAGAGUAGAAAUACAUCAUGUCGGAGAUACUAGACCUCUCUUUUCUGUCUGAUAUGGAAAGGGAUUUGAUCCUCGGUGUUCUGCAGAGAGAUGAGGAACUCAGAAAAGCAGAUGAGAAAAGGAUUAGGCGACUGAAGAAUGAGCUCCUGGAGAUAAAACGGAAAGGUGCCAAAAGGGGCAGCCAACACUACAGUGAUCGAACCUGUGCCCGGUGCCAGGAGGGCCUGGGCCGUUUGAUUUCCAAGAGCAACACCUGUGUGGGCUGCAAUCAUUUAGUGUGUCGAGAAUGCCGCGUGCUAGAAAAUAAUGGUUCCUGGAGGUGCAAGGUGUGCGCCAAGGAAAUAGAGCUGAAGAAAGCAACUGGAGAUUGGUUUUAUGACCAGAAAGUAAACCGCUUUGCAUACCGAACAGGCAGUGAGAUAAUCAGGAUGUCCCUGCGCAGGAAGCCUGCAGCAAGCAAAAGAGAGCCAGUGGGUCAGUCCCUCCUUCAGCAGACACAGAUGGGUGAGAUCUGGCCAGGAAGAAAGAGCAUUCAGGAACAACAGAGGGAACCCAGUGUGCCGUUCGAGGUGCCAAAGCUGAAAAGUGGAAAGAGCACGCUGGAGGCUGAGAGCGAGAGUCUGGAUAGCUACACAGCUGACUCGGAUAGCACCUCCAGGCGAGAUUCUCUGGAUAAAUCUGGACUCUUCCCAGAAUGGAAGAAGAUGUCUGCUCCCAAAUCUCAAGUCGAAAAGGAAGUUCAGCCAGGGAGCCAAAAUGCAGUCUGUGUUGACGAGGGUGACAUGAUAUUCAAGAAGAACACCAGAAAAAUCCUGCGGCCUUCAGAAUACACUAAGUCUGUAAUAGACCUUCGCCCAGAAGAUGUGGCACAAGAAAGUGGCAUCUUGGGAGACAGGAGCAAAUCUGUACCAGGCCUCAGUGCAGAUAUGGAAGAAGAGGAGGAGGAAGAAGAAGAGGACAUUGACCAUCUGGUGAAGUUGCAUCGCCAGAAACUAGCCAGAGGCAGCAUGCAAAGUGGCUCCUCCAUGAGUACCAUUGGCAGCAUGAUGAGUAUCUAUAGUGAAGCUGGUGAUUUUGGGAACGUCUCUGUGACUGGCAAGAUUGUCUUUUCUCUAAAGUUUGAGCAGAAAACACAGACUCUGGUCAUCCAUGUAAAGGAGUGCCACCAGCUGGCCUAUGCUGAUGAAGCAAAGAAGCGUUCUAACCCAUAUGUGAAGACUUAUCUUCUGCCGGAUAAGUCCCGCCAAGGAAAAAGAAAAACCAGCAUCAAGCGGGACACCAUCAAUCCACUCUAUGAUGAGACCUUUAGGUAUGAGAUUUCAGAAUCUCUUCUGGCACAGAGGACUUUGCAGUUCUCUGUUUGGCAUCACGGUCGUUUUGGCAGAAACACUUUCCUUGGAGAGGCGGAGGUCCACAUGGACUCUUGGAAGCUGGAUAAGAAGCUGGAUCAUUGCCUCCCUUUACACGGAAAGAUCAGUGCUGAGUCCUCACCUGGCUUGCCAGCACACAAAGGCGAGUUGGUGGUUUCAUUGAAAUACAUCCCAGCCUCCAAACUCCCUGUUGGAGGUGACCGGAAAAAGAGUAAAGGUGGGGAAGGGGGAGAACUCCAGGUGUGGAUCAAAGAAGCCAAGAACCUGACGGCUGCCAAAUCAGGAGGGACUUCAGACAGCUUUGUCAAGGGAUACCUCCUUCCCAUGAGGAACAAGGCCAGUAAGCGUAAAACUCCUGUGAUGAAGAAGACCCUGAAUCCCCACUACAACCAUACAUUUGUCUACAAUGGUGUGAGGCUGGAAGAUCUACAACACAUGUGCCUGGAACUGACUCUAUGGGACCGGGAGCCCCUGGCCAGCAAUGACUUCCUGGGAGGGGUCAGGCUGGGUGUUGGCACUGGUGAGACUCUCUCCCCCAUCCAAUCAUCACUUGUCUUAGAGGCCUCUUGUCUAUCUUACUCUUCCUUCCUUCCUCUUCCUACCUCUCGUGCUCCAGGAUAUACAAAGAUCUUUUCUGACAGAAAAUUUCCUCCUUUAUAUAAACAUCCAACAAGUACCUCCUGAGUGCCUGCUACCUGCUAGGCCUAAGGGAGGGCUGAACUCCUACAGUGUUCUAUGUAUAGAAAGGUGACCCUGAAAGCCAGGGACUUCAUCAUCUUCCCACAAAAGAAGAUAUAAAAACUACCUAAAUACCUGACUUGUGAUUCCUACCUUCUAUCUUGAUAUAGUGAGAAGGGUCCUUUGCCAGGAAAUCCUUGCUCUCCAAGGAUUCUACACUUACCCCUCACUUCUCAGUGGCUCUUUGUCUAUAAUCUCUGUUUCUCCUGUAUGAUCAAUUUCAUUUGAUUGACUAUUGAAGGGGAAUACACAUGUGCUCUGAUGAUGCCAAUCUCUUUGUUUAUUUCUUUCUUUGUUAAUUGAGACAGGGUCUCAUGUAGCCCAGAUUGGCCUCAAACUCCUGAUACUCUUUAUUUCUACCUCUCAAGUGCUCAGAUAAUAGACAUGCACCAACAUGCUCAGGCCUAUUUUUAUUAAAUAAGAAGUAAAUCUUCUAUUGACCACAUGCCCACCCCCCAUUCUAAAAGGAAUGAUCUCUAUUUCCUGGCCUUUCCUUCAAUUCUCAGCCCAUUGUGAUAUGGCUUCUAUUCUUCUACUCUUCUGAGUCAUUAUUCAUGAAAAAGUGAGGUUAUUAUCUCUCUAGAAUUCCCAAGCACUAUUUAAUAGAGCAGAUUACUCUCUUUUUCUUGAAAUUCUUACCACUUAUUGCCUUCUUGACUCUGUUUUACUCCAUU
Messenger RNA from Peromyscus eremicus (cactus mouse), 2828 nucleotides. It is a transcript of the gene Sytl4, whose product is annotated as synaptotagmin like 4. Gene Ontology annotation, cellular component: plasma membrane; exocytic vesicle. The transcript is spliced from 15 exons. Gene Ontology annotation, biological process: intracellular protein transport; exocytosis. NCBI's taxonomy places the organism in Eukaryota, Metazoa, Chordata, Mammalia, Rodentia, Cricetidae. Gene Ontology annotation, molecular function: phospholipid binding; small GTPase binding; neurexin family protein binding. The record is from RefSeq and is a predicted model, not a curated record. Bases 64 to 2100 code for a protein of 678 amino acids.